CAAGAACUGGAGCUGCCAUUUUGGCAACUCUUCUGGAGUCAUCACCCAGGAAGACCCAUCAUGCAAAAAAGACUCCCUCAGUGGCUUAUUAUUAAUAGAUGAAGGUCUAUGCAUCAAGAUCAUCAUGCCCUGCCUCCCUGAUCUGCAUGGCUUCCAGUGCACCUCCAAGCCCUUUCCAGAAUCAGGGACAGAACUUGGACCUGAAUCUGCAUUUCUUAACGCUCAUGCCAGUGCUCCUUCUCCAAUAUUCUGCUGCAUAGCACAGGCAACAGAGACCAUCCAGGAAGACCCCUGGGGUCUGUAUCUACACUUGGCCAUGUCUCUGUGGCUACCUUUCCGAGCCAGAUGGAAGCUGGGGCGGAAGAACUCAUUGGGGGACUCCUCACAGCUCCCCAGGCAGGACUACGAUGCCCUGAGGGAAGUGUGCCUGAUGGAAGGCCGCCUCUUUGAAGAUGACAGCUUCCCAGCCAGCCUGCACUCUGUGGGCAGUGGGCCUUUAUUGAGGAAGCUGCCGCCAGGCCUGCAGUGGAAGAGGCCUCCGGAGCUGCACAGCAAUCCCCAGUUCUAUUCUCCUAAUGCCAAAAGGCUGGACCUGUGCCAGGGAGUGGUAGGUGACUGCUGGUUCUUGGCUGCUUUGCAAGCUCUGACUUUGCACCAGGACAUCCUGAGCCGGGUCGUACCCCUGAAUCAGAAUUUCACUGAGAAGUAUGCUGGCAUUUUCCGGUUCUGGUUCUGGCACUUUGGGAAGUGGGUUCCUGUGGUGAUAGAUGACCGACUUCCUGUGAAUGCAGCUGGCCAGCUGGUCUUUGUCUCUUCUAUCUACAAGAACUUGUUCUGGGGAGCUCUUCUGGAAAAGGCCUAUGCUAAACUCUCUGGCUCCUAUGAAGACUUGCACCGUGGACAGGUGUCUGAAGCACUUGUGGACUUCACUGGAGGAGUGACCAUGACCAUCAUUCCAGCAGAAGCCUCUGGCAACCUCUGGGACAUCCUAACCCGAGCUACCUGCAGCAGAACCCUCAUUGGCUGCCAGACCCACUCAGGGAAGGAGAGGGUGCUGGAGAACGGGCUGGUGGGCGGUCAUGCCUAUACCCUCACAGGAAUCAGAAAGGUGACCUGCAAACAUGGACCAGAAUAUCUAGUCAAGCUGCGGAACCCCUGGGGCAAAGUGGAAUGGAAAGGAGACUGGAGUGACAGCUCAAGUACAUGGGAGCUACUGAGCCCCAAAGAGAAGAUUCUACUGCUGAGAAAAAGUGAUGAUGGAGAAUUCUGGAUGACACUGAAGGACUUUCAAACACAUUUCAUGCUUCUGGUUAUCUGUAAGCUGACCCCAGGCCUGCUGAGUCAGGAGGUGGGCCAGAAGUGGGCAUGUACCACGCGGGAGGGGAAAUGGAAGAAGGGAAGCACAGCUGGUGGCCAGAUGAAGUUGCCCCGAGACACAUUCUGGAAGAACCCGCAGUUUCUGCUGUCUGUCUGGAACCCUCAGGAGAGCACAAGGUUCCUGAAGUCCUGCAACGUGCUGGUGUCCUUGCUCCAGAAGCCCAGGCAUAGGCAUCGCAACUGCAAGCCUCACCUUGCCAUCGGCUUCUACCUCUUUCGGUUGAGCAAAUACUAUGGUGACCAGAAGAGACUGCCUCCUGAGUUCUUCUGGAAGAAUGCCCCCGUAAGUUGGCCUGAAGCAUUUCUCACAGAGAAAGAAGUGAGUCGGGAGCUGCAUCUGGAGCCAGGGACGUACCUCAUUGUGCCCUGCACCUCCGAGGCUGGCCAGGAGUCAGAGUUUGUCCUGAGAGUCUUCUCCAGGAAGCACAUCUUUCAUGAAAUUGGCUGCCACACCAGUGCUGUCUUCUCUAAGGAAAUAGUGGACCAAAAUGCAGGGCAGGAUGAAUUCUUCACAAAACUCUUUGAGAAGUAUCCGGAAAUAAAUGCAAUGCAGCUGCAGAAGAUCCUGAACCACAUGACCUGGUCAAGUCUGGGGAGUGCCAAACCUCGCUUCAGCCUGGAUGCCUGCCAGGGAAUCCUGGCCCUGCUGGACCUUAAUGCGUCCGGUACCGUGAGCAUCCAGGAGUUCAGGGACCUGUGGAAGCAGCUUAUGCUCUGUCAGGAGGUUUUCCACAAGCACGACCAUAACCAGUCGGGGUAUCUGAACAGGACCCAGUUGCAGGCUGCCAUGAGGGAUGCAGGAAUCAUGCUCAGUGAUGACGUCUGCCAGCUGAUGCUGAUCCGCUACGGUGGCCCCAACCUCCAGAUAGACUUUGUCAGCUUCGUCCACUUGAUGCUGCGUGCAGAGAACAUGGAGGAUGCCUUCCAGAACUUAACCCAAGAUGGCAAAGGUAUAUACCUUCAGAAGCCAGAGUGGCUGAUGAUGACUCUGUACUCCUGAGAAGGAGCCCUGUCUGCUUUCAGUGAAGACUCUGCAUAUGCCUCAAAGGUAGCUUUUGGCUGAGACCAAUCCACACUCAACCCAGUUACUGUUCUUCAGGACCACAUCUCCGGUCAUCAUCUUCUCCACUGGGAAGAUUACUUUUCUGAAGAUAUCCCUUUGGAUAGGGAGUGUGCAAAUAGGGAAAGGAGUUAGCAAAGAUUGUCUUGGACUUGUGAAGACCAACUGUCAUUCUCAGGCUGCAACCUUUCCACAAGCAGAUAUGUUACCUGAUGUGGCCUAAGCAAUCUGACUCUGGAGUUGGUGCCAUAACCUUCAACAAUAUCGCUUCCAUGGCUGUCCAAUUUAAAUGACCUUAGCCAAAUGUUAUCCCAUUUAGGGUAACAGUCUAGGUUUCAAGAUCUGAAGAGGGACUAAUAUGUCCUUAAACAACUGAACCAGCAUCUAGAAAUUGGUGUAGGCAUAGGCUAAAUUUCAACUGUGUGGAGGUGGAGUGGAGCUACACUGAACUUUCAAAACACAGAAAAUGAGAGGAUAGGCAGAGUCUAGGUGGGUUGAGCUGACUCUGGCAUUUGAGAUCACUGGAUGGUUUUCUGCUACAAUAUCUCCAGAUGGUCGAAAUUGGGGCAGGAACCAAUGAAUUUAACACCUGAAUUCUCCAAGAGCUCCUGCAUGUAACAGGGACCCAUCUGUUUACUUGACCUAUGGACUAUCAGAUACAUUUAAAAUCAGUCACCAAAGCCUCUGUGUGCCUACUUUAAAGAGCAACAAAUCCAUGCUAUAUCAGUGGUGGUUGGUAUCUCUGAUUUUUUUGAACUACCAUGCUGCCUUGCUUUCACAGCAUCACUCCCCAACCAAGAAUCUGGAGGAAAACCAGAAUAAAGGCCACUUCCCCAAACCCUACAUUCUACUCAUAGGUUCACAACUCAGAGCCAUUUGUUAAAAUUCUGUUUAUUCUUGAUUUCCAAGCUGUUCUAGACAUGUUCAGACAUGACUGCCUGGUUUCCAAGCGAAUAAAAGACUAAAGGAGGAAUCUGAAUGAUAGGAUAAAAAGAUGUCCAUGGACAGAACAAAAGGAAACCUGAUAGUCCAAUAAAUGGGCACUGUAGAAGGAGCAAAAGCUUUCUAAGCAUGGCAUAAGGAAGUAGAAAAGUAUUUUACUUAGAAAAAACUUUAUUGAUUCCAAAUGACAAAAUGUAAAAUGGUUUUCCAUAAAGUUCCAGGUAUAUGAAGUAUUGCGGAUUUUAAAAUGAUGAUUAUAUGUUAUAGCCAAGAUCUUUAUGUCUAUUUAUUUGUCAGUAUCAUUGUCUUUAGAUUCUGCGAUUGUACAUAUUUGUUUGAAUUAAAUAGCUAUUGCUUCGG
Messenger RNA from Canis lupus familiaris (dog), 3739 nucleotides. RefSeq names its product calpain 14 (gene CAPN14). Gene Ontology annotation, molecular function: calcium-dependent cysteine-type endopeptidase activity; calcium ion binding. Gene Ontology annotation, cellular component: cytoplasm. The transcript is spliced from 25 exons. NCBI's taxonomy places the organism in Eukaryota, Metazoa, Chordata, Mammalia, Carnivora, Canidae. Gene Ontology annotation, biological process: proteolysis. The record is from RefSeq and is a predicted model, not a curated record. Bases 125 to 2377 code for a protein of 750 amino acids.